CAGAGUUGGCGCCUGCGCACCAGCGUCUGUCGCGAUGGAGCUCUUGGGGGAUUUACCGCUUCGCUUCGCUCGUUUGCCCAUGUUUCCCUUCUUUGACUUAGCGCAUUACGCCGCUUCCAUCAUGUCUUUGAAGGAGCAGCGGGGAGUAGUUGAAGUCGCCUAUGACAGCCCACUUGCAUGUUGGUUUAGUGCUAUGCUUUACUGUUUUGGUGGGUCCAUAUUAUCUUCACUGAUGCUAGCAGAACCUCCAAUUGCAUUUCUUGCCAACACCACAGGUGUCCUCCUUGCCUCAUCCGUCUGGUAUCUUAUAUUUUAUUGCCCGCAUGAUCUACUCUACCGCAGUUUAUGUUUUACACCUAUACGACUGAUGAUUGCAGGAAUGAAGGAAGUGACAAGAACAUGGAAGAUAACAGGUGGAAUUGUUCACGCACAUAAACGCUUUGCAGAUGCCUGGCUAAUCAUGAUAGGAGUCGGUUGGGCCAGAGGAGCUGGUGGCGGUCUAAUAUCCAACUUUGAACAGUUGGUGAGAGGUAUAUGGAAGCCUGAAACUAAUGAACUGCUGAAGAUGUCAUAUCCCGUGAAAGUAAGUUUGAUAGGAGCAGUGCUCUUCACAAUGCAGUGCAACUUUUAUCUUCCAAUAACAAAGAACAAUCUCAUGUUGCUUUAUACCAUGUUUUUGGUGGUCACAAAGAUAAACAUGAUGGUGACAGGAUGCACAACUUCUCCAUUUGCUUCCCUGGAGGAAACAAUGGGUCGCCUCUUUUUUGGCCAGAAGAAGCCAACUGAUUCACAAGCUGUGAAUGAGAUCAAAGGACCCUUAAAUGGCAUCUCCUCACCCUGUGCCUGUCUUCUUGAUGGAGAGAAGAGUGAGGCAGUCCAAAAGAAGCAUUCAAAGAAAACUGAAUAAGAACCUCAACAGUGCUGAGGACAGCCAAAACGGCUUGCUUGUGUGUGCCCAUAAAAAUGUAGUAUUUCUCUUUCUUUCCAAAUGAUGUGAAAUGACAAUUGUGCAUGAGGUAAUUUCUGUGACAAGAGGAUAGCUGCACUGGUCCUUCAGAGAAGUUUUCAGCACAAACAACAGUUCAGUGAAGCUCUUAUAUUGCCCAUGAACUGCUCUGAUUGUUUACGGCAGCAGUUCCUGUCCUGCUGUCAUUUGGACAUUUUAGGAUGACAGUUCCCAUAAUUUUUAGCCACCACAGCCCUGAGGGUACCAGAUGAGAGAAAGCUUGACUAAUUCCUGCCCUAUGGUCUGUGUAGCUUCCGAAGUUGGCUAUGUUUUUUAAACUAAAAGUCAUAGUUGAAUAAGAUGCAUCAUGUCAAUUGUUUUUCUAAUUAAAUUUAUUCAGUUUAGAUGGCUGACCGUCUCACUAUAGUGACUGGGAAACUAACCAUAUUUACAAUCAAAAUACAAACAACACAAAGCAUCACAGAACAUAAAAGAAUGAUAAAGAUACUGUGAUCAAAUACUGUGAGUUUACUCAUUUUUAAUCGUUUUUUAUUUAAGAAAAUAAUGCCUAACAUAAAAUUUGUCAAAGUAUUUUCUCCCUUUUUUUCUCAUAGUGGCAAUACGUAAGAACCAGAUUUUAGAGUAUGGUUCAUCCAAAGUUGGGCACUUUUAAAAAGCAAUGGGAGAGGCUUCACAAUAUGUAUGUUUGGUCUGUAUGUUUCUUAUUGCUUCCUUAUGACUGAACUGAUACGUUUUUCUUUGACAAAAUAUGCUCUUUCAAUAUUUCAAUUUACAAAUUUUUUUUUUAGGGUUUGUGGGAUGUAUACUUUUCUGAUAUUUGUACCUGUUAAUUUUAGAUAUACUAAUGCCCUGAUUUGGAAGCACAAAUUCUUAAGUGUUUGCACUUGGCUUGCAUCACAAACUAAUUUAUAUAUUUUUCCACCAAUUUUUCAUACUAAAUUUUAAAAUGUUUGGAUGUUAAAUGAUUUGUAGAUACCUCUGCUGGAUUCUUGUGCAGGGCAAUGACAUUUUCUUGAGACCAAAAUUCAUAUGCAAUGUAACUUUGAGCCACUCUUUAUAAUUUUGAAAAUGAGUAUUAUUUGGAAUCUUAUCUGAGAUUAAAAAAAAGUCAAGACAGGGAUUUACAGCUCACCUGCCAGGAAGGUUGGUGAGAAUUGCAGGGAAAUCUCCUUUUCGCUGAUCACCUAACAGCCUAUAAUGCACAGUCAGUGGCCUACCCUUGUCUCAAUCAAGCUGCCUCCAUUUCUUUGGUUAAUAUUUUUCAUAAGCAUUUUCAGGCUAACAUUUGUAAUCUUUUAUAAACUACUAAAAAUUUAUAUCCAGGUUAAAAAUGAAACAGAAAAUGGAUUUUUUAAAAAAAGAAUAACAACUAUUUGUCAUAUCAUUUAGGGCAGUUUUCACUCUAGAUCUUCUAUUGUAGAAGAUUAGAUCAAGAAUGCCCAAAAAGUGAAUUAAAAUGUCCUUGUAGUGUUAUUUUGAACUUGGUUUGUACUGUACAUACUUGGAAAAUACUUGAGUUGGACGCCAGCAGCCAAUGUGCUUCAGAGGUUUAUGAGACUUUUUUUAAUGCAUGCUGGUAAAAUCACUGAUGUCUUUGUAUGGUUGGGCUGAGCUUUUUGAUUGGUAUGAUUAGUGUUGAUGCUUUUUAGUCCAAGAUUUUUUUGUGAAAUGCCUUUGGUACUCUUGUCAACAGGCUCACAGUAAUUACAGUGUAGGCUUUAUAGCAUACAUAAAUGUGAAAAUGUAUUUAAAAAUGACUGUAAAAUACUUAGAAGAUGGUGUGCCUUGCAUUUGAAUUGAGCAUUU
Pseudonaja textilis is the source of this 2773-nucleotide messenger RNA. It is a transcript of the gene TMEM38B, whose product is annotated as transmembrane protein 38B. Gene Ontology annotation, molecular function: potassium channel activity; identical protein binding. Gene Ontology annotation, biological process: potassium ion transmembrane transport. Gene Ontology annotation, cellular component: membrane. Lineage: Eukaryota; Metazoa; Chordata; Lepidosauria; Squamata; Elapidae. The record is from RefSeq and is a predicted model, not a curated record.